This is a messenger RNA of Cuscuta epithymum, 1950 nucleotides long. Lineage: Eukaryota; Viridiplantae; Streptophyta; Magnoliopsida; Solanales; Convolvulaceae. The record is from the annotation of a GenBank genome assembly.
CUCUGUUCGAGAGGAGAGAGUAGUCAUCCAAAAAUCGAUCUGAAGCGAGCAGUGGUCUGUGAACUCGAGCUGUGAGAGUGCUGAGACUGUUUGGUUGAUAUCUCGAGUUUUACCAAUCCAAUUAAGGCGUGUGAGAUACCAAAAGAAAGCUCUCAAGACGAGGAAUCCGUGAAGGUCUGGUUUGCAUCAAUCGGAGUAGAGGAAGGCUUCCAAAUCGUCCGAGCAGAACGCGACCUCGCAGGAACGGAUUUACUCUUCUAAGAAUCGAGUUAGCCGGAAAGCACCCGUUCUAGGGGCUGUUUUCGUAUCAACGAUUAGGGGUUGAAAUAGCAACUUGAGGAAGCUGUUUAACACCCAUUUUCAAGCAAGGGAUCAGUUCUCAAUCUUCCUUGGCCGAGGCUUUGGUCAUUGGAUCAAGAAGGAAGGUUUUAAAGCUCAUUUGAGGUGAGGAUCGACAUCUAGUUGCUUACAACUUGUAGGUUAAGCAUGAGAUUACCUAAAUGCCUAAAUAAUGUUUUCCAUGGAUUAUGAUGAUAAAUUAUUGAUGGAAUAUUGAUCUAUUUUCCAAAGAAUGAAAUGAGAAAUGAUUUGGUAAAGUAUUGAUAAAAAUGGAGUUAAAUGAACUAUUGUGUGAAAUAGUCACUUUACUCAUGUGUGAAUUGUGUGGAUACAUAAAUGAUUAUUUAUGUAUUACAUUGAAUGAUUAAGUUGCUGCUACAUAUCUCUAAAUAUGUAGGGUUUUACAAAUGGAAUAUAUGAUGGAUAAGAGUAAUCUUAAUAGUAUUGAAAUACUAGUUAAUGAUUGUUGUAAUUGUUAAGGAAUUGAAUCUAUGGAUUUGAUUGAAAUUGAUGAACUUGAUUGUGAUGCAAGUGACUAAAUUGAUGUAAUGCGAUGCUAAGACCAUGGUUGGGCAGUCCGUAAGGAUGUCCCAAAAUAGAUUAUUGAUAUUACAAUUCUAGGCAUAGUGAGUGCUUAGGAAUUGGGGUCUAUGCCAAUGUAAGGAGAUGUACUUGAGCCGUGCUCAUAGAAUUGCAUUGGGUAGACAUGAUGAGGAGAUUGUAGUGCUUAGGAAUUGGGGUCUAUGCCAAUGUAAGGAGAUGUACUUGAGCCGUGCUCAUAGAAUUGCAUUGGGUAGACAUGAUGAGGUGAUUGUAGUGCUUAGGAAUUGGGGUCUAUGCCAAUGUAAGGAGAUGUACUUGAGCCGUGCUCAUAGAAUUGCAUUGGGUAGACAUGAUGAGAUGAUUGUUGUGCAUGGUGAUGUAGUCGAGUUGGACUCGAGAAUGCAAACAUAUGUGUUAGGGUUGAACCCUAUGUAUUGUUGUGACUAGGGGUCACGGGAUUUUGGGGUAUGUUUGAUGAACAAACCUUGGGCCUAUGGGCCGACUACUUGACUUUAUAUAUAAAGUAAGUAUAUUUUUAAAAAGGGGUAACUUGGGGUUACGGCCUACAUUAUACUAUCACCCUAUUUGAGGGUCUUGUGUUUGAAAUACUUGUUGUAUAUCUAUUAGAUGCCAUCCACACCAGCACUUUAUAGCCCUAUAGAGUGCUGACCCCUUCGGGGGCGUCCCACCACCAUUUUUCAGGUUGAGGCUAGAGCUUGCUUCCUGUGCUCGUUGCUCGAGAGAUCAUCUAGGAGGGGAGACUUGGUUCGUGCUUCCUCCAUUCGUUUUUUUUAAACAUUAAUAAACAUGCUCAUGGAUAUUUUACUAUAGAGCCUGCGUGCUCAUGGAUAGCCCGGUGUGGCCUUUUUGUUUUAAACAAUGUUUUCCGCUGCGUUAUGAAUUACUUAUUAUGUUUGUUUAUGGAUGUUAUAUGUGUGAAUGAUAUUCAUGACGCCUUGUAUAAUAUGAAUGUGUUGGGCUGCGGUUGACUAUUCGUAUUGUACGGCGGGUUGUUGACGUGUCCGGGUAGGUCCGGGGCGUGACAAUUAAGUUGGCAUCAGAGCCUUA